GUGGUGUAUCACAUUUAAAAGUUGUUGCCUGUUUCGUUCGCUUGACCGUACAGUUAUUAGGCUGUUUUUUCUCUAACAUAUUCAUCAUUAGUACGAAACUUUUAUGGCAGCAUCCCUAAGAGACGAUGAGCUGCGGAGGGAACUCAAGGCUUUGGGCUUUGAUCCAGGUCCGAUAACAGCAACUACGAGGUCUGUUUAUAUAAAAAAACUCGAAAAGCUCCAAAAGGAGAAGAAGUCAUUCACUGUGGGUAUUUCAACACAAGAAGCGUCAGAAACACCUAAACAAAUAUCUAAGUCACGCAAAUCAACUGGGACUAUAAAUUCAAGCUCUUCAGGAACACAAGGUUCCAGUGUAAUCAGUCGUAAGCAUACAACUAUCGAAUCGAACCAUGACAUAGGAACAGAGAAUAAACACUUUCCCAGUAAACAAUAUUCAAAAUCCAAGCCACCUCUUACCGGACAUAAUGUGGAUUUAUCUGAACCUUACACUGACAUACUUCCGAGCUUAAUUCCAAUAGGAACAUCUCAAGCGGAACCCGUGAAUAAGUUUCGUAACGAUUCUGAUAUGAUCAAUUCAGUUUCUUCACAUAAGCAGUAUCCUGCACAAAGAUUUUCACGUGACCUCAAUCAGAGCGCAGUUGAUUAUACACCCACCAGGAAAACGUAUAUUUAUAUUAAGGAUGAUUCUGUAGACGAUGAUACAGAUGAGGAAUUAUCAAAACCAAGUUCGAUGUCAUCCACCUUGUCCAGAGUUACUGGUUGGCUCAAUCGGAGUGCCCAUGAAUUUACGAAACCUAGGUCUUCAAGGGAUGAGUCUGUUUAUGAAAAAUCCAAACUUAGUGUUCGUCGUUCCUCACACAGCAAUGAUCGUUUACAAAUAUCAGAUACAGAUAGUUCUGAUAUAGAAAAGUCCACUCAGAGCCCUUUCUUCAAGAGACUAUAUUCCUCUCCAUUCAGGAACAUGAAAUCGCGAGAUACUGGAAUCACAACGUCUCCUGGUCUUCUCUUCACUCCACCAUCUAGGAAUCUUGAUAAACCGACAUAUCACGGUGUUUCUAUUUUAUCUGAAGAUACUGAUUUAAAUGAUCUUGUUCGUAGCCGAAAGCAGCGUGAUCAAAAGAACAGCUUUUCAAAUUAUUUCUUAUUUGGGAAGCAUUUCCCUUGCAGUGUCUCAAAUAUCCCUAAUUUGAUUCUUAUUUCAAGCAUAAUCGUGUGUUUUAUGUUAGUUGCAAGUUAUUUAUUCUUGAAGGAUCACCAUGGAGAAGUUGGUAAAAUGGCAGAUGUACAGAAGUUGCUUUGUCGAUCUCCAGGCGACUACAAUAAUAGUCUUACAAAAGGCUUACAUCGCUGCCUACAUGAAGAUGAUCUAACUGCAUCCUUAUGGGUUCUUGGGAUUUUAUAUGAUAUUCUCAGUCGUUACGCUGGAGAGUUUUACUGUAAAGUUGGAGUUUUAACUAGUCCUCGUCUAGAUGUACCUUCUGCUGAACGUUUAGUUGAGCACAGCUUACAAAUGAAAGGCUGGCCAACAUUUCCGAAAACUGAUUUUCGUCGGGUGUGGGAUAAUACACUUUAUGUGUUACUUCAUGUUGGGAAGACACAUUUUAGUCUUGUUGCUGUUGACGUUAGCAAAUCUGAACUAGGACCACUCAAUCGAGUAAUCCAAAUCACUGAACUUGAAAGUCUUAAACCAUAUUUUCCUGGCGUUUGUCGACUCCGACGGUGUUUUCAAUGGUUUGCUGGUGUAUGCGUAACUUUUUUCUGGAUCGUAUUAGUUUGUGUGAUUAUUUUGGGGGUUUGUUAUGGAGUUUAUCUACUUCGCUCUAGAAAAUUACGCGCAUUAGAACGUCAAAACUGUCGAGUAAGAGAACUGGUGGCAGAAGUUGUAUACUUGCUACAAGAUCAGUUACGAGAAAAUGAAGCCAGUGCUAAUCAGCCUCCUUAUGUUCCUGUCUAUAUGAUACGUGACCGCUUGCGUCAAAAACAUCACGACUUAGACCGGUUGUGGCCUGAAGUUACGCGUUAUGUUUAUGAAGUAGAAACUUGUAUCGGUGUACAAGAAUGGAGAGGUGUAGGUGAAACAUGGCAGUGGCAAAGCGGCACAGGUUGGCAAGGUUCUGCACUUAUGGACACGUCACAGAAGCCAAGUUUUAUUGUUCCCCCAACGGAGUGCCUGAAAAUAAGGAAUAUGUUUUCUACUGAGUAAGUGUCCUCAUGUUAAUAAUGUUUUCUUUAGAUACAGUCACAUAUGUGUUAGUGCUUAUUAUAAAGUAAAAAUUGUUUAAGGUUCAUGUGGUUUUGAGGCCAUAACUUUGUACUAAUUAUAUGUCUCGUUUUCUUUCACUAUAUUAUAGAAGUAUCGAUGAACGUGGACGUAAAAGAAUCAAACGCGAACUCUUAAAAAAAUUAAUGCCUUGUGGGUCCAUUUUACACAUAGGUUUAGAUAGUGUUGGAAUAAAUGUAAGUGAUUUGCUAAAAUUGUUGGAGCAAUGCCGUCAAACAAGGGUUCUUCAUAUUACUUAUUUUUAAAUCCUAGUUUUCAGCUAACUCCAAUUACAUAAAUUUGAAUAUCCGGAUUGUUGUAUUAGUUUUUAAAAUAAAUGUUGUUUGGCCACUGGUGCAUAGAUUUGAACAUGUUUUUUUGGUUGGAAUAAUUGGAAAUUGAACCAAAAAGCUAAAUACCUAACAGCAUCUGAUUUCCAAGCAAUUAUCCAUCUUAAAAGUCCCCUAAUUUCUUUCCAUGUGUGUUUACGAAAUGUUUUCAUUCAUCCUCUAGUCGUUCUUUAAAAUAAUCAUGCUAAUUUUCAGCUUUAGUGAAUGUUUUGCUCUCAAAGGCAUAUGGUUUAGUUAAGUUUUUCAGAAAUGGGUUUUAUGGAGAUUGCAGUAAUUUAAAAUUUGAAUUCAUGAGCUUUCACUGUCGUUCUAAACCACAUAAUUAGCACCUACUUUAUAUAGAAGUUGGCGUUUUAAUUAUUUCACAGGAAACAAUCCAGAAAACCUCAGUUUUCCCUCAUAAAUUGAUAUAAUCACUUAAUUCUAUUUUAUUAAGACUUAGCGACAAAAAGCGAUAAAUGCAACAUCAUCUACAAAAUAAAUUGCACCAGUUGUGAAAAGUGUUACUAUUGAACAUAGUGAACUCCCUCUCUGCCUACGCAUAGAUGAACUUUGAUUAGUAGUGAUGUGUCUAAUGACAGAAAAGGCUUCACUAAUAAACCAUUUAGCUCAGAAAAUAACGCCUGGAAUUUUCUGCUAGGAUCUACUGACUUGAGAUUACAGUUCUAUUGGAUCUAGAUUCUAGUUUCGGAAAGAACAAAUAAUCAUUUAGAAUUGAACGAUAUAAUCGUUUUUGAAGUUUUCAAAACUUAUUUUGAUAACAUAACAUUGGCUAUUUUUAACUGGGAUAAGGCGGUAUUCUAGUACACUUAUAACUUUUUUGUUAUUGACUAGUGUUGUUGAAUAGUUUACUACUAGUGAACAAGGCAGCAUUGUUAUUGGCGUUCCUACCGGUAAAAUAGACGCGGAAAUUUCUACGGGAAGUUUUUUCUUUUUUGUCUAGAGACAAAGUUACACUUCAAUUGAUACUUGAGUAAUUUAACGUAUGUGAGGAACCAGCGUUCUAAAAUCGAAUUUUCUAAGAUUUGCUACGAGUAUUCUGUGAUAAUUUUUUCGAAAGAUAGCGUGUUAGUUUUACUUAUUAGUUCUACAAGACCCGUAAAAACUCAUAUUUUUAGUUUCAUUGAUAUAUGAAGGUUAGCGCUACAGUCUAUCUGUGGAUGUGAAAUUAAAUGGGGUUGGUUAAGAAAAUACAAAGUUCCGUCCCAGUUAUCCGAUUUUAUUUUCAGAUCUCGUCUGUGGGACAGUAAUAUUUACUGAAUACAAAUAGAUCCAGUUAAUAUGUAGAAUAUUGACCACUACCAUUAUAUGACGAACUAAAAGCUAUUUGUGAAAUAGCUGUAAUAACCACCUAAGGAAUCAGUUGUUGUUGCACAGUUGUCUCAAGUGGAGCAUUUCAUCUCAAUGGAUGAAUGUGCAGAUAUAUGGGAGAUCAAUCCCACCUAAAUUUUGAAUUAAUGAAUGAUUUGUAAUUUAUAUCCUUUUAUGAUUCAUCGUGCAUUUAACUAGUAGAUAUUUAAAUUGGUUCGACCGGUUUUGUCAAUCAUUCAUCCAAACAAACCGUAGUCUCACAGUGAAGCCUGUUACAAAAUGUGGUUCAUGUUAAUGGACCUCUGUAAAUAUACAUUACUAAACAUCAUUACAUGAAUCGUAGUGAAAUAAUAUUUUGCGUUACCCGAUUGAUGUUAAGAAAGGAGCCAAACUGUGAACUUACUGUCGAUAAUAAUAUGAUAUCUGAUAGCCUAAACAUGUGUUUCAGUUGAGAAAUAAUUCAUUCUAUGUUUAACCUAUAAAUAUUUAGCUAGCUGUGUUACACUUCUAAACGUAGCAUCAGUUUUAUCUGAAGGCAUGAAACCAACCUGAAUAUAUCUUUAAUUUGUUCAAACGAUAUUUUUUAGUCAUAAAUAGAUAUCUGUUGUGAAUUUUCGGCUUUCUCGAUUUUUUCAUCUCAGGGAUUGGUGUAUGUAAAGUGUGCAGAUCCGGAAACUGCAGGUCGCGUUUUCCACUCGAUACAUGCUAAUUAUUUUGAUGGUCGUUUGUUGACUGUAAAGUUCUUACGGGAUAAUAAAUAUUGUUUACGCUUCCCUGAGGCUCAUAGUAUAAAACAGCCACUUCAAAUAGAAGAUUUCGAAUGAAUAAUCAGUAGUCGUGUGUAUUACAAAUUGUUAAAAAGAUGUGUUGUACUAUAAUUCUACCUAACAGUUUUUAAUGAGUUUCGUUUUUGAUAUGUAUACUUAAAAUUGUUCGGUGUUCCACUUUAUAAAAUCGCAUUUACACAACAUCUAUUAUUACCACUACAUUUUCCAGUCUUUUUUAAUGCAUUUUUCAUUUAUGUUAUUAUUUACUUUGUAGAGUUUGUAUAUUUGUUUAUCAAUUUACUGUAUUUUUAAGCUUUGUAAUCUUGCGUUUAUAUUUUCUGAAUAAAUUAUAUGCUGUU
Schistosoma bovis is the source of this 5047-nucleotide messenger RNA. NCBI's taxonomy places the organism in Eukaryota, Metazoa, Platyhelminthes, Trematoda, Strigeidida, Schistosomatidae. The record is from the annotation of a GenBank genome assembly.